Molecule: messenger RNA, 3373 nt
Organism: Polyodon spathula (Mississippi paddlefish)
Lineage: Eukaryota; Metazoa; Chordata; Actinopteri; Acipenseriformes; Polyodontidae
Exons: 9
Coding region: 188-793 (201 amino acids)
Source: RefSeq, a predicted model, not a curated record
AGAUGUGAAAUCAAUGUGCCGGAACAGAAAAGGGGUGGGGAAUUGUAGCAGCAGGCUGAUAAGGGCUCCUUGUAACCUAGCAACCAGCCAGGCCUGCCAUUACAGAGGGGAACUGCUUCAGCUGUGAGCGAUCUGCUCGAAUGUCUCAACUUCACUUCCUUCGGAAAAAGGGUUCGUUCUCCCGGCAAUGGCGGUGCAAUGCAUCUUAAUCUUGGCAGGACUUGCGUUUCAAUUUCUCUGUCAAACUCCUACAAUUCUGGGUGCCUCUUUGUUUCAUGAUGACUGCUGCAUGGAUGAACUGGAUGUGAAUGGAACCUGUCCAGUUAACACUCCGUGCAGACCAGGUUGUUAUCGGCAUCACUUUGAGAAUGGCACCACAUGCCUCCAGUGCAAGUCUUUAAUACUGCUGUAUAAUGUGACAGAAUGCAGCAACAUGAACUCCAAUGAAACCUAUUUGUGGACAAAUACAAGCACUGCCGCAGCACCACCUCAACCCACAAUUGGUGGACCAGCAGUAGCAGCCUCUCUUCUCUUAGGAACGCUGUUUAUAAGUUUGUUUCUAAUCCUAUCGGUGGCUUCCUUUUUCUACCUCAAACGAUCCAGCAAACUUCCGGAUGUUUUCUACAGACGAAACAAAGCAUCUAUAUUGCAACCCAGUGAAACAGCAGUGAUGAUUCCUACCCCAACAUCAUCAGUACGGAAGCCAAGAUAUGUAAGAAGGGAAAGACCUUCAGUCAUAUCUACUUCAGCUACAAUGUCAUCAGCCACAACCACAAGAGUGAGCAAUGUGUAAAGGUUUCAGCUGUAAAAACAUGCGACUUAAACACAAAAAAGGAUGCUCAAAGGAGUGGUUUUCUUCAGUGCAUGAAGAUAAAGGUUUGGACAAAGACAGAGCGUAAUAGUUAUUCCAUCCACUUUGUGCAAAAAUACUGUGGGCACCUAAGCAAGAAAAAAAUAGGGAAGAGAUGUUAACAUGUAACAAUAUUUAAUUGUGAUUUGCAAUUCACUGCUACUUACUAGUCUUACUUCCCCAUUUAUAUUUGGCAGUGUGGAUCAGGUACAAGAGAAAAGUGUAUAUAGCUUUUGUUUGAUUAUUUUAAUGUCUUUAAUAAUGCACUCCUAGGUUUAUUGAGCUGUGACAAAGCACUAUUCGUCUACUUCUGUUUUCCUGACUAAAGCUCUUUUAAUUUUUUUAAAAUGAUUUAUUUAUCUACAUGCUGUAACUGGUAGAAACCCUUGAAGGGGAGGGUGGGUUCUUUUUUUAGAAAUAAGUCACAUGCCAAAGAAUUCUUUUUUUAUUGCCAGGAACUAAAUGGACUGCCAAGAAUAAUUUUGAACUUGGAUACACUCUCAUAGAUGGCUUAGUUGCUCAGGCAAAUUAAUUUAGUUUAGUUCAUAGUUGUUGAUCAAAAAGUCAUAUUUAAGUCCUGCAGUUGCCUGGUUAUGAAAUCCAUGUGAGUCUCUACCACACAGUCAGUGUUUUGUUAAACGUCCAGGGCUGUAACCUUCACAAAGGACGCAAUCUAGAAACUGGUUAUACGUCAGUCACUACAGGACAACAUCAGAGCUUAAAAAAGAAAGUUUCAACUAAUGUUGGUCAAGAGUAGACUGAUAUUCAUUCAUCAAUCCUACGCAGUGAAAUGAUGAAAAUAAGACUAAGCCCUAAUCUUACUACAAGAGUGGCAAUCAUAUGAAGAUGUAAAAGGUUCUAAGAGUGUUUACCUAUGUGACGUACACUUGAAGAGUAAGUAGCGGGGUUCCAAAAAAUAUAGCUUAGUGCUGUUGUAAUAUUUUAUUUCCUUGUCAUACGCAAUGUGACAUGUCAAUCCAAUUGACUGCCUCUGUGUUAGGAAAUCUAGAAUGAUGUAUUGCCAAAUGUUUAUUCGAAGUAAAAUUAUUUUUAAAAACUUUGUGGCAGUGUGUCAAAGUGGUUUGCACUUUCUGUACUUGUGCUUCAUCAUGUAUGUAUAUAAUUGUUUUAAAUAGUUUGCCAAAAGUGUGCCAAUAUUUCUGUCUUAAUGUUUUUGCUUUUGUAUAGCAUAUGGGAUAUAAAAGCCCUAAUUUAUAAUUAAAUAUAAAGGUUGUAUGAAAUAUUCUACAUGGAAAACUAACGGCCUAACAAGAAAAUACAUUUGCUAGAUCACAGUGGGGUCUGAUUUUGAUCCAAACGUUGAUCGUAAUAACCAUCUACAUCUAUGGCCAAAAUUCUGCAAAAUGAUGUUGCAAAAGUCUACCGGAAGCCAUAAUAGUAAUACAAUAUUUCUUGUUAGAUUGUGAUAUGACACUGCCAUUUUUUCAAUUUUUAUUAGUUUUUUGUUAAGUAUAUGGGAAAACAACAAUACGGUACGUAAUUCAAUAUGUUAACGUAACAUUAUUCAGCAGGUUUCAUUUUACUUUUGUGAAGGAAAAUUAAUCUAUUCUGUAGGGUGAGGCAAAACUUUUGGUCGUAGCUGUAUAUUAUAUUUUAUUUUACCCAAAAGCAUCAAUGCAUUGAUCAUGUAUUAAUAUUACUAAAUACAGUAAAAAUACAGUGGAGCGAGGUUUAAAUCAGGUUUAUUUAUCUUGGGCCGGUGCUUUCAAGAUCUGCCGCUGUUAAGAUUUGUAAACUAGACCCCAAUGUAUCAGUCCAGUAUGUUGUUUGAUAUCUAAAUUUAAAAUAAAUAGAAUUUGGAUGUUUGAUUCUGCAUUGUGGGGAUUGCUCUCUAUAGUGUACAGAACAGCAUACUUGUUUUAGUACUAAACUGAUUCUGUGCGUGUACCUUUGUACGUACGAUCAAUGUAAGUGUCUUUGAUGUGAUCUCUUUCGAAAACUGUAUUAGGAGACAAUAUCCUCCUUUUUGAAACGGCACUGGCACUUAGUGGUUUUGUCGAUUAUUCAAAUUUUAAACAAAUAUAUGCAGAGGCAUUUCCUUAACCAAAACCCAAAGCGCAGAUAUUUCCCUGGUGGUGUUGAAUUCAAUGGGCUGCUGUUAGGUUUAUAUGAUUUAAUCUGAACUUGUCAUGUGACCAAAGUGCUGUAUUACCAGUAGCAAAUUACAUUUGCCUCCAUGGACUAUAAUGAAGCCCUUUUUGGGAUUUUUACGUAAACAAUAUUUACAGCACUGUUUUUGUGUAAUAGAAGAGAGGAAAAAAAAUUCCAGUGCUGUCCUUAGCAAGUCGGGGGGGGGGGGUGAGAACGGAUACUGUCAUUAGAUAUUUUGUAUGCUUGGUAUAAGACAGCAUAAAUAAUAUUUAUAUACUACAGCUGUUAUACAGCAACUAUAUGACUUGUAAUUGUGUACAUAAAUGUUUAUAUAUAUAUAUAUACAGAACAUGCUGCAUUUAUUAUUUUAUUUUGUACGUAUUGCAAAAUGUAGUUUUUGUAUGUCUGUUA